Molecule: messenger RNA, 5180 nt
Organism: Esox lucius (northern pike)
Lineage: Eukaryota; Metazoa; Chordata; Actinopteri; Esociformes; Esocidae
Gene: tmem131l
Product: transmembrane 131 like
Exons: 34
Coding region: 216-4949 (1577 amino acids)
Cellular component (GO): membrane
Source: RefSeq, a predicted model, not a curated record
CAUUUGAAGCGUUUAUUUACGUUCAUAUACACACUUAACCGACUGCAACGGCUUGACUGGUCAGCGGUACAUGUAUAUACUUCACUCCGCACACAAAGUGGGCGAGGAAGGAACAGAACAGUGUGGGAGGGUUUGCGAGGGGGCGACAGGGAGAGAAAGAGAAAGCCAAACCAGCAUAGCAAACACAAGGCAGGCUGCUAGCUGAACAGGGCAGCAUGGCGGGGGUACGGGACUUCCAGCAAGGCAGCCACUGUCACAGAAAAACGUGGAUUAAUAUUCUACUCGGAAUUGUGCAGUUACUUUUGCCCUGCGUACAGCAUGGAGGGGCUCAAUUACAAGCCCUGAGUCAAAUGUCCAGCGUGGUCGAGGUUUGGCAAGCUGAGGACGCUGACCCAUUAGUCCAAACUCAGAUGGAGGAAGAGCGCAGCAAAGAGAGUUUUCCACUGGAAGCAAGUGCUUCAUUCUAUGUGCAGGAGAAUGGAAGGCCACAGCUGCUCUUCCAGCCGCCAUCUCUGGAGUUUGGGACUCAGACACUAGGGCUGCCAAGAGCUGAAACCAUAUACAUACACAACCCCAGCCAGGAACUCCCAGUGACACUGCUGUCAAUGUUUACAUCCAGCAGACAUUUUCACAUGCCUUCAUUCCACAGAAGGGUGAUCCCACCCCGGGGGAAGGCCUCGUUUAAACUGGUCUUUCUCCCGACGGAGGAGGGCAACAUUGAAAACUCUUUAUUUAUAAACACAUCAGCCCAUGGGGUGCUCUCCUACCAGGUGUUUGGUGAGGGUGUGCAACGCGGUUCUUCAAAGGGGGUCUAUCGGAAGGACAGCAUCCUCAUAUUCCCUCACAUACAGAGCAUCAAGCUGAGCCAAACCCAGGAAGAUGCCUGCAAUGUCACCACACUGGGGCUACUGCUGGAGGGCAGUCUACCCAAGAGCAUGUAUAGUCAGCCACAGGGGUCUUGCCUCCGGAGUGCCAACGAGAGGGCGCCAGCCGAGGAGACACAGAGUCUCAGCCUCCAGAUAAGGCUCUCGGAACGGGCCGAAUAUCCGGCCGACCUCGACAAGCUCAAGCCCUAUGUCACGGAGCACAUCCUGGUCCUGCUUGUUGCCCCGGCGGCAGGCCGUGGCACCACAACUGGGGAACCUAAAAUAGGAAUUUAUAUGUUGAACUCAGGAGGAAAGAAACUUCAUGUGAAGGAAUUGCAGCUGUUAUCCAAGGUAGACAGCCCUCUGGAGUUCAACCCUGUCCCGCUAAGAGCAUCGUCUACAAAUUUUACACAAGUGGCUACACUAGCCUGCAGAGGAUCUCUCCCAGGUCAGGGUAGAAGAUGCUCCAGUCAUAUAAGCCUAGAGGUCCUAGGAAAUCACACAGUGAACAUCUUCCCUGGCUUCCACAAUACACAUGGCGGAAUAGAGCUAUCCAGUCUACUCCAGGUGAGGCAGAGAGGACGGGACCACGUGGACCUCUGGCUAACAAACGUCUUCCACUUCCCCCUCACCGUUCAGAACGCCACUCUCUCGCCAGAGUCUCAGGGCUUACUCAAAGUGGCGAACUUCAGCAAGGAGCCGGCGGUGCCCCAUGGUUAUUGCUGGCCACUCAUCUCCCUGCAACUGCUCAACAAGAGCCUGCCACUCAACCUCCUCUCCACUCUCUCCCUGACCACCGGCUCGGGCCUGACCCUUUACCUGCCCCUCCACUUCCACUCCACCUUUGCCAAGGAAGGAGACGUUUUGUUUGAAGCAGAUGGGGAGUGUGGCAGACCGUGUCCCCUCAGACUGUCUGAAGCAGGUCGUGUCCAAUGGCAGAGUUCUCUCCUCUCAGACUUAUCCUGGACACUGGACAGCAAACUGGCUGCAGAGCUCUGUUCUCGCUGGCAGAGCCGCAAAGACCUGCUGCCCUGCAGGUGGCCCAGAAUGCCGGUAAAGACCUCGUCUCCUAUAGAUUUUGGUGCUACCCCUGUCAAUGAAAGCAAGGUCAAGAUGAUGACUUUGAAGAACCCGUCUUCCUCAGUUGUCUCCAUGGAGAUCAGAGCCCUCUCCCUAUACCCAGCCCCCCUGGAGGCCCUUGACCUCCUCACCAAGUGGUUCAACAUCAGUCCCCUCUCAGUUAACAUCAGCACUACUGAGUUCACUCUGCUUCCUGCUCAGCCUGAGGAGGGUGAGAAUUCAAGGGGCGAGGGGAUCCUGCGUCUCCUCCUGCAGCCGUGGGAGAGCAGGGAGAUCGCCGUGGUGUUCACCCCAUCCGAACACAAACCCACCACCACCAUCCUGCUCAUCAGAAACAACUUGACAGUGUUUGACAUGGUGACUGUGCAGGGCCAUGGGGCCAAAGAGCUGCUGAGAGUUGGGGGCAAGCUGCCUGGCCCCGGGGCCUCCCUACGCUUCAACGUCCCACAGUCCACCCUCAUGGAGUGCAGAGAUGGCCUGCGCACCAACAAGCCUCUGUUUGCCAUCCGCAAGAGCUUCAAGGUGGAGAACGCUGGGGAGCUUCCCCUGACUGUCAUGUCCAUGAACGUCAAUGGCUACAAGUGCCAGGGCUUUGGCUUCGAAGUCCUUCAGUGCAGGUCAUUCAGCCUGGACCACAACGCUUCCUCUGAGAUCAGUAUUGCGUUCACUCCAGACUUCACAUCGUCCUGGGUGAUUCGAGACCUAACCCUAGUGACGUCCCGUGGCUCCUCGUUCCCCUUCACCCUCAAUGUGACGCUGCCACAUCACAUGCUUCCCCUCUGUGCCCAGGUGGUGCCCGGGCCCAGCUGGGAACAGAGCUUCUGGGUGGUCACCCUUAUCUUUACCUGCUUCUCUCUGGCGGGCGUGUGUCUGAUGGCAUUCCACCAGGCUCAGUACAUCCUAACUGAGUUCUCCACGCCCACCCCCCGAAGCAACCACAACCCCGCCCUGUCCAGAGACAACGGCCCCGUCAACAACAUCACUCCCAACGGAGUCAAUAAAAUGAAGGGCAGCUGUAAGACGUAUGUUGACACCUGCCACACCUCUGACAAAGGAAAAGGGCGUGGCUCCCCAGCGGUGGCCAAUGGCUCCGCCCCCCGUCCUCAGCCCUCAUCCUCCUCAUCUUCCUCGUCUUCCAAGAAAGGUGCCUCAACCACUCCCUCCCAUCCCCAAAAGAAACACAAGGUGUCCAUUUACUACAGCAAGUACAAAACCAGUGCAUCUGCCACCACGGCAACUGCUGCCAUGGCGACAGAGGAAGAACGGGAACUCGAUCUGAGCCUUGAACAGGGCACCCCGGAAUCUGACCUGAGUCCAGAUUCCUGCAAUAACAACAACGAACCAGCGUUCCCCUGUCCGGUCGAGGCAACAAAAACCCCCACAACAAUGCAGCACUUUCAGGAAGCUCCCCCAGUGAGUGCCACCAAGCGGGAGGACAGCAAAGGACUGGCGCCGGUUAUGUUUCCUGUGGAAACGCAGGCCAGCUUCCCCGAUUAUGUCACCAUAAGCCCGGGUCCCCGGCCGGGUCUGCUGCUGUGUAGCCCCAGGCAGGUGAAAGAGUGUGAUGAGCGUGGCGGCACUAACAGCGUGCUCUCAUCGCUCCCAGAGAAACAAGACAAUUCUGAGAUUGAGACCAGAGAGGAGGGUAAAAGCCAGAAAAAGAAGGCAGAAAAGAUGGAGGCUAGUGUCUUAGCUGUGAACAACAAGGGAAAGAAGAGUCGCAGGAAGAACACGGAAGUCAGAGUACCUGAACACAGUGUGGUUUUGAUGUCAGAGCGGGAGAGGGAACCGGAGUGGAGAACAGGCGAACAACGGAACAUAAACCCGCCGCGUACCAGGAACCGCUGCACCACAGGGAAACCAGACAUACCAAAGCCCAGCCCAAACCAUGAUAGUCCCCUUAAACAAAACGGCGCGUGUCUGUCGCGGCCUCGCCGGAAGUGCACUGAGCGGCAGGCGCACUGUGAGUCUGGGUCAGACUCCGGCAGCUCGUCGGGCAGCGUGCGGGCCAGCCGCGGUAGCUGGGGCAGCUGGAGCUCUGCCAGCAGCCUGGAGGGAGACAAGGACCCGGCCGCCCUGCAUCACCGCGGCACACACCACUGCACUACCUCAGCCAGAAAAAAUAAUCCUGUGUCUACAGGGGACUCCCUGCAGUACAGCAUCUACCCAUCAGAGAGAGACUGCUACCAGACCAUGAACUCUGCCUACAAGGCCCAGAGCAUGAAUAAUCUGUACAGGAAAGACCUGUGCCGAAGCCCAACGGAGCCCACCCCAGUGCCCCCCAGCUUCCCCCCAAGCUUUGCUGCAACAGCAGCAAGUAUGGACGGAGAAUCCCAGAAUAUGGCAGGACAGUAUUUGCCUGAGGAGACAUGGUCGCCGCCCUCUGUCCCCAUCACCAAUGAGUUCCGGUACAACACUUCGGAGGCCCUGCCCUACAUACCUCAAGCCCCAGCCCGUGCCCCCUUCAAUGGCUUCCCUUGGAACAGUGGCAACAGCCAAUGCAACAGUCCUUACGCAGGUGAUCAGGCCAAUUAUAUGUCUGCUGGUAACGCCAACUUCCACAGCGGUUUUCCGUGCCAACUAGAAAGCCAGACGGCUGCUUACUGCCACCAGCCUAGCUGGAGUGAGGAGUGUUCCCAGGAGGCCCCAUCGACCUGGGGUGCAGCCAGCUGUGUGGGCAGCAAGCCAUAUUUCCCCGGAACCAGGAGCCUUUCCCCCAUGUCCAGUCUUUUCGGUUCCAUCUGGACUCCCCAGAGUGAUCCGUACCAGAGCCACUUUCAGCACGAGCGUUCAGCCCCCAUGUCCCCAGUAUCUCCUGUCUGCCCCGUCACCCCGACUUACGUUCCUUUCAACCGGGAACCUGGGGGCCUAUGCCGCCCUAAGCAGUACUCCAGCUUUAACCCCUUUGGUCCCCACAUGAACCUGGACAUUUGGAACUCCUCGUCCAACCGCAGCUCAAACUCGCAGCUGUCUAAUGACUCUGGGUACUGCGGUGACGUUUAAAAAUAAUGUAAUUGUGUAAACAUCAAACCGGCAAACAAAAACAAUGAUAUAAAAGAAAGGAACAAUAAAUGAAUGUGCUUUUAUCAAUAAUGGGGGAAAAAUGUGAAUAUUUCUGUUAUUUUAUGUUCCCUUUUUUCUUCAAAUGUUCGAUGUUGUGAAAGGUUAAGCCUAUGUUGUAUAUUUUUCUAGAUGUUUUGCAGUUUUGAUCAUAAAAACAAAAAAAGCUUUGUA